AGUAGCCUAAAUCUGAAACAAUUGGACUCAUGCGUUCUUUAUGGCUUCUUCGCAUAAGUACCAGCACAGCACCAUGCUUUCUGAGUGUAAGUUUCAACUGAUCAACAUUCCGUUGUGUUGCUCCUCGAUGUUCUAUCUUGUUCUGUAAGGAAUAAGUCUAUUGUCCGAAGCAGAAUGGCGGCACAGCACAUGCAAAAUUGGUGUAUCCGUGACUUGAAGGGCGAGACUUUGACGGCAGCACAAAAAGCCGAUCCCGCACUACGCAAGCAGUAUUUGUCUUGCUGCCGGUGCCGGCAAUGCUACCAGACCGAUGUGGUCCGAGCGUGGUGCGAAGCAAAUGGCAACGGCGAGAAGAACGAUUUUCAAACCCUCUCUCACCACGCGUUCACGGUCGGGGACUGGGUGUGCCCGAGAUGUCGCUUGCAACUUUUGGACCCCUUCUUCGUCACGGAACCUCGGCCGCUGACGGCCGUGCGGCAGAUCGCGCGGCGCAAGGACCAAAUGGUUGUGAACCCGCUAGACAAGUCCGAAGGCCCCCGGGUCCGCACCCAAUUCACCAUUUCUACUGAUUUCCAUCAAAUACGCAAUCGCGGCCUCCAGAUGCACCUCCGCAGCGUCCGGUGCGACCACUGGGACUUCACCGGUGCUUACUGGGCCAACGUCGUGCAGGUCACUGUUAACGAGAAUACCCUGGUGAAGGCGAAGAGCGACCACUACAAGGCGAAAAAGCCGGACGAGACGAUUUCCAAGCCCCAAUACGGACACAUCCGGAAGGAGGUGCCCCACCUGGACCUGCUUCCCUUCCUCCCACCGGAAGUAUUCAAACCGAAAACGGUCCGCCAGGUAACCAUCAGCGUGACCUGCGAACUCGCGGUCGAACGGCAGGAGGACGGGCCGCCACCCACCGCGUUCGCGCUCGGUGUUUACUUGGUGCGGGAGGUGCCCAUUCCGGAGCUGAAGCAGAAGGUGUUGAUCACGAUGGAGGGCCUCGGGAAGACCCAAGACAUGCACCACCGGGUUUCCCGGUACUACCGUCGAUUGAAGGCAUUGAGCGACGAGGUCGAGGUGGUGCACGAAUCCGUCGACGCGGAGACGAAUUGCGUCUCUCUGACUUGUCCGCUGAGCGCCUUACCGAUUCAACUGCCGGUGUACGGGCAGUACUGCGAACACCUGCAAUCGUUCGAUUUCUACACGUUCCUGGACCUGCAGAUGAAGACGCCGAUGGCGAAACGGUGGCGGUGCCCGAUUUGCAACCAUCGCUGCCGCCCCUUCGACCUGCGCUACUGCCAGUACACGAAAAGCGUGCUGGAGAAGGCCACGUACGACCCGACGAAAGACCGCGAAGACGGGCUGAGUUGUGUGUCUGGCUCGACCGCGGAACUGCAGGCGGAGCUGGUGAGCGUUCGCGCGGAAGCAGGACUACUUACAGGGAACAAACAUCCCACGAGUGGGUGUACUAGCUCUUCAUCCUCCUCCAGCAAUAAUCACAAAAACGCGGCCAGCAACAUCGUCGAAAUGGUGGUCCCCGGCGUGCCCGACCCCCGCGAAGCCGCGAUCAGAAAAUUGCUGCAAGAAAGGGCCGCACAAGCAGCACAGGGCGAUGACUCCGAGUUGGAGGACGAGCCGGAGUUACUGUUCGAAAUAUCCAGGAAAAAACACCCAUCCCCAUCCAAUUUGUCAUGCAAAACAUGCAUAAUUUGCAGUGUUUCUCAUGCAAAAAAUGGAUGGGAAUGCAUGGGUGUUUUUUCCUGGAUACGAAAAGGCGAUCUUCUACGAAAACGGGACUUUUACAUUCGACUACGAGGCGGUGCAGCGGGAAGAGCGGGAGAAAAAGUUCGGAAAAGUCUGCGACGUCGAGAUGAUCGACGGUACGCCCACGCCCAGAGCAGCACAAAAGCAGGAAAAGAACGCGAAAGAAGAAGAAGCCUCAGCCUCCUCCGGAUCCAAAAAGGUGAUGCAAGGAGCUUUUGUGUCGUCGCGCCCGAAGAGCGCAGUUGAGAGCGCGGUCGGGGGCAGUAGGAGCAACAAGCGGCCAAGCAACGAGAAUCAGAAUACUAAAACGACGACUCUGAUUACCCUAAGCAGCGACGACGAGGACGAGCUGGUGAUCUUGUCUUCCAAGCGGGCCCCGGGCCCACAGAGAAACAUGAGAAAAUAGAGGAGAAAAGUUGUUAGUGGCAGAGCGAAGCAGAAGUACUUCAGAAUUGCUACACAUGUAAUUCCAUCAGCCGUGUGGAACCAAGCGCCGUCCUGGUCCUUUAUUCAAUGUCCUCUCCAAUUCAAAUUCACGUUUUUUGAGUUUUUCUUUUUUUAAGUGUAUCAACAAUGAAUGUGGUGUUACUAGUGUGUGACUAGCGGUCGAAUUCCAGGCAGAAAGCCAGCGUCUCUCUGUCAUAGUCAGUCCUUGUAAACGCAAAACCCGGCCUCGCUCGUCUUAGUCUUUUCCAAGUGCCGUGUGAAUCUGCGUGCGCCGGUCCUGGUGUCUUCAUAGUGUCUUCGCACCUGUGCGCAGUGCAAAGCCGAAAAAAUGUCAAACUGAAUUCCACCGCGUCGGAUCCGGUGUCUUCUUGAUUGCGAGCGAACCGAUCUUUGAUGCAACCGUGACGGUAACCAACUGGUUCUGUGUGUAUUGAAAAAUGGUCACCAUUUUCGAGAAGCUGUGUUUUGGUUCAGAAACCAUCGCAAGGAAGUUGUAGAUCGCGCGCUAUCAGUAUCGUCC
This is a messenger RNA of Amoebophrya sp. A120, 2719 nucleotides long. NCBI's taxonomy places the organism in Eukaryota, Dinophyceae, Syndiniales, Amoebophryaceae. The record is from the annotation of a GenBank genome assembly.